Messenger RNA from Dipodomys ordii (Ord's kangaroo rat), 1336 nucleotides. RefSeq names its product isocitrate dehydrogenase 2 (NADP+), mitochondrial (gene Idh2). Lineage: Eukaryota; Metazoa; Chordata; Mammalia; Rodentia; Heteromyidae. The coding region runs from base 70 to 1272 and encodes 400 amino acids. Gene Ontology annotation, molecular function: magnesium ion binding; NAD binding; isocitrate dehydrogenase (NADP+) activity. Gene Ontology annotation, cellular component: mitochondrion. Gene Ontology annotation, biological process: isocitrate metabolic process. The transcript has 12 exons. The record is from RefSeq and is a predicted model, not a curated record.
AGCUGUGACCUGCCCCGCCUGCUGCUAGAUGCUGACAAGAGGAUCAAGGUGGAGAAGCCGGUGGUGGAGAUGGACGGUGACGAGAUGACCCGAAUCAUUUGGCAGUUCAUUAAGGAGAAGCUCAUCCUGCCCCAUGUGGAUGUCCAGCUCAAGUACUUCGACCUCGGGCUCCCGAACCGUGACCAGACCAAUGACCAGGUCACCAUCGACUCCGCACUGGCCACCCAGAAGUACAGUGUCGCCGUCAAGUGCGCCACCAUCACCCCGGACGAGGCCCGCGUGGAAGAAUUCAAGCUGAAGAAGAUGUGGAAGAGCCCCAACGGAACCAUCCGGAACAUCCUCGGGGGGACUGUCUUCCGAGAGCCCAUCAUUUGCAAAAACAUCCCCCGGCUUGUCCCGGGCUGGACCAAACCCAUCACCAUCGGCAGGCACGCCCACGGCGAUCAGUACAAGUCCACAGACUUCGUGGUGGACCGGGCUGGCACGUUCAAGGUGGUCUUCACCCCCAAGGAUGGCAGCGGUGCCAAGGAGUGGGAGGUGUACAACUUCCCCGCGGGCGGCGUGGGCAUGGGCAUGUACAAUACGGACGAGUCCAUCUCGGGCUUCGCCCACAGCUGCUUCCAGUACGCCAUUCAGAAGAAGUGGCCGCUGUACCUGAGCACCAAGAACACCAUUCUGAAGGCCUACGACGGGCGGUUCAAGGACCUCUUCCAGGAGAUCUUUGACAAGCACUAUAAGACCGACUUCGACAAGCACAAGAUCUGGUACGAGCACCGACUCAUCGACGACAUGGUGGCUCAGGUGCUCAAGUCCUCGGGCGGCUUUGUGUGGGCCUGUAAGAAUUACGACGGAGACGUGCAGUCAGACAUCUUGGCGCAGGGCUUUGGUUCUCUGGGUCUGAUGACGUCUGUGCUUGUCUGCCCCGAUGGGAAGACGAUCGAGGCGGAGGCUGCCCAUGGGACUGUCACCCGCCAUUACCGGGAGCACCAGAAGGGCCGGCCUACCAGCACCAACCCCAUCGCCAGCAUCUUUGCCUGGACGCGGGGCCUGGAGCACCGCGGCAAGCUGGACGGGAACCAGGACCUCAUCAGGUUCGCUCAGACCCUGGAGAAGGUGUGCGUGGAGACCGUGGAGGGCGGAGCCAUGACCAAAGACCUGGCUGGCUGCAUCCACGGCCUGAGCAACGUGAAGCUGAAUGAACACUACCUGAACACCACAGACUUCCUGGACGCCAUCCAGACCAACCUGGACAGAGCCCUGGGCCAGCCCUAGGGGGGGAGGCGCCGCCCGGCUGCACACGGCCGGCUGCCAACCGGGACUUGCACCAGCCCCGGCC